This is a messenger RNA of Daphnia magna, 2430 nucleotides long. RefSeq lists its product as uncharacterized. Gene Ontology annotation, molecular function: nucleic acid binding. The transcript has 2 exons. Lineage: Eukaryota; Metazoa; Arthropoda; Branchiopoda; Diplostraca; Daphniidae. The coding region runs from base 1 to 2430 and encodes 809 amino acids. The record is from RefSeq and is a predicted model, not a curated record. Gene Ontology annotation, biological process: DNA integration.
AUGUAUGUUGACGAUUAUUUGGGAUCCGCAAGGAGUGCCGACGAAGGCGUAGCAGAAGCGUCCACCGUAAGAAAAGCUCUGGCCGGAGCCGACCUUCACUUUCAAGAUUGGAUCUCCAAUUCAGCAGAAUUCGUAGCAGCCAUGCAGGAAGAAAAGAAGCCAAUUCCGCAAAUCUCCAGUCUUUCCACGGACAGCGAAAGUACGAAGGUGCUCGGUGUGGUGUGGAACACCACCUCAGACGCUCUAGGCUUCCAGAUAAAUCGCUCGACGGAGGAAGAAUACACACGGCUCAGUUUGACUAGCCACGUCGCCGGAAUAUUCGAUCCGCUAGGGUUAGCGGCUCCUAUCAUCAUAAAGGCAAAGGUCCGCCUUCGCGAUUUGGUCGUCAAGGGGCUAAAAUGGUCCGACCCUGAAGAAGGAGCUGAUCGAGCGUGGUGGGAGUCAUGGUUCCAGAUCGUCCAAGAAUUGGCCCAUGUGUCCAUCGAACGCUGUUUAUUUCCAGAAGAGGACGAUAUCGUCGAGUCUCAGCUACACACGUUUGGAGAUGCCUCAGAGGAGGCCUACGCUACGGUGGUGUACAUCCGCAACCAGUACCGCUGCGGUAAAAUCAUUAUCAGAAUUGUGAAGGCAAGCAGUAAGUUGGCCCCAAAGAAGAGUCUGUCGGUGCCAAAAUUGGAGCUAAACGCCGCCCUAUUGUCCGCCCGUGUUGCUGCCACCGUCCAGAACUGUCUCACCCAUUCCAUCGACCACAGAUAUUUCUGGACGGACUCCAGUACUGUCCGUAAUUGGAUAAGAGCAACCGCCUCGUUUUACCAAAUCUUCGUCGCCAACCGAGUCGGAGAGAUCCAGACGUUAACAGAGAGCGACGAAUGGCGUUUUAUUCCCGGCAAACUCAACCCCGCUGACGCUGCGACCCGUUCCGCCAUCGGAGAAGAGGUAUGGCCAAAGAUCUGGCAAGAUGGCCCGGAAUUUCUACUACAACCUGAAUCAACCUGGCCCACAGAUCUGCCGUGGAUGGCCACGACGUUCGAAAUCAAAGCCAUCAAAUUAUAUUCCGUCCAGUCCAAUCCGGAUCCGUUUGGUUGGUCAGCAGUCGGUUUGGACUGUUCUAACCUUUCAUCUUUCUUAAAAUUAGAAGGGGAAACGAAGAACCUCCUCAAACGAUGUCAAUCAGAAGCUUUUCCGGAAGACAUCGCCAGACUUAAACGAGGAAAGCCACUUCGUUCCUCUUCCCAUCUACUGGUUUUAAGCCCGACGCUAGACGAAGAUGGAAUCUUACGUCUCGGCGGCCGGAUUGAUAGAGCGAAGCUGCCGUACGAUGCCCGUCACCCUCCGUUACUGCCCAGCAAGCACCCGCUCACGGAGAAAAUAGUCGAAGUCGUGCACGGUCAGAUGCAUCACGCCGGAACCGACAAUUUAUUCGCCAAAUUGUGUCAACAUUUUUGGAUCAUUCGCGGGCGAGAGCUGGUCAAGAAGGUGCGUCGAAUGUGCCCAACGUGCAUCAAGGAGAGGGCGGUUCCAGCCGCUCAACUGAUGGGCAAUCUACCAGCCGUGCGACUUGAUUCCUAUUCUCCCCCUUUCUUCCACACUGCAGUUGACUAUUUCGGUCCUAUAGAGACAAAUUUUCUGCUGGUUUUUCGUCGAUUCAUCGGCCUUUUUGGCAAACCUGCCACCGUCCACUCCGAUAAUGGGACGAAUUUCGUCGGAACGGAGCGAGAGUUGAACGAUCUUGUUGAUCAACUCGAAAAGGACCCGAGGCUGUCGCAGUUCCGAAAAGAAAAAGUGAUUGAUUGGAACUUCCAGCCUCCACGAGCACCACACUUCGGCGGAGCUCACGAAAGUUUGGUCCGUUCUACAAAACGUGCCCUGUACCAAGCCUUAGAUCUGGAGAAGAAAGCUUUACGCUACCCCACGGACGAGAUGCUUCGGACUCUAUUUGCCGAAAUAGCCGGAUUCCUCAAUUCUCGCCCUCUGACCUACGCUAGUUCGGAUCCGGAGGACUUUCGGCCCUUAACGCCGAAUGACUUUUUGAAUCGCCCACCUACUUUCGAUCUGCUGCCCGGCAAAUUCAGUGACGCCUUGCCCCGAGAACGGUUCCGUUACGUUCAGAAGAUGGCCCAGUUAUUCUGGGAUUUAUGGACUAAAUUGUAUCUUCCGACACUAGUCCCGCGAAAGAAAUGGCAAUCGGCUCAAGAGAACCUUACCGUCGGUGACGUCGUCCUUCUGCUGGAUCCUAACCUACCGCGUGGUCUCUGGAAAAUCGGCCACGUCAAUCAAGUUUAUCCGGGAGGCGAUGGACUAGUACGCGUCGUCAAGGUGAAAACGGAGGACGGCGAGUACACCCGAGCGAUUCACCGCCUAAGUCUCCUCGAGAAAGCUGUCGUAGCCGAUGUUCAUCCGGAAGAACCUCAUCCAUCUUUAUCAAAAUAG